Aureobasidium namibiae CBS 147.97 is the source of this 828-nucleotide messenger RNA. RefSeq lists its product as uncharacterized. The coding region runs from base 1 to 828 and encodes 275 amino acids. Lineage: Eukaryota; Fungi; Ascomycota; Dothideomycetes; Dothideales; Saccotheciaceae. The transcript has 2 exons. The record is from RefSeq and is a predicted model, not a curated record. Gene Ontology annotation, cellular component: lipid droplet; ascospore wall; prospore membrane.
AUGGCUAAUACAGCAGAUACGCCGUUCCACCGUUGGGCGAGAGCUAACUUCACUACCAGCUUCCUCUACCCUAUAUUGGGUGUCUGGUUCUUCUUGAAACACAGAUACAUGUGGCCGCUGCUAGGAGCCAAGAUGCUGCCUCUGAUCGUCCUGUCAAUCUUCAUCCUGGUCAUAUUGUUCUUGACAGCCUACCUGCCCCAAGUCGCCCUCCUGAAGCUUUUUCACAAGGGAGGCUCAGCCUGGGUAAACGGCACAUUCUUGGUUCUCACUGAAGGAAAUCUCAUCAUUGCUCUUCUUUUCGAAGCUUUCCUUGUCGACCACACUCAAGUCGACGUCUUCGAUACUGUCAUGGUAGCCCGAGGCCAUGCAGAACUCGUAAAGGCAAAGCGAACAGUGGAUACCGAAGAGCCCGAAACACCUCUCAAAGCACUUGGUCCUCGCGACAAGGGUGCGGUGUUCGCGCCCUUCUCUUUCCGCCAGCUGUUUGAGUUUGUGGUUCUUCUACCGCUCAACUUUAUACCUUUCAUCGGAGUACCUCUCUUCUUGAUUCUGACUGGAUACCGUGCUGGACCUCUGUUGCAACGCCGUUACCAUAACCUGAAGGGCAUGAACAAGGACCAGCGCAAGAUCUUCAUCCGCAACAAGUCGAUGAGAUUCCAGUACAUGUGGUUUGGUACUGUUGCACUUGUUCUGCAACUUGUUCCUGUGCUCAGCAUGUUCUUUUUAAUCACGACUGCUGCAGGAAGUGCUCUUUGGGCAGCAGAUCUGGAGGAUCACAAGCGCCGCCACGAAGAUGCUAUUGAGGAUGGAUACACCGACGAGCCCUGA